CGCGAGGCGGCCGCGCGCGCGGGAAUCUUGGGCCUCGCGCGCCGCCGUCCGCGCGCCCCCGGCGCCUGCCCCGCCAUGGCCGCCCUGGCGAAAGCCUCCGGCGCGCUCAAGUCGGUGGAUUACGAAGUGUUUGGGCGAGUGCAAGGUGUUUGUUUCAGGAUGUACACAGAAGAGGAAGCUAGGAAAUUAGGAGUGGUUGGCUGGGUUAAAAAUACCAGUCAAGGAACUGUAACAGGCCAAGUUCAGGGCCCAGAAGAUAAAGUAAAUGCAAUGAAAUCCUGGCUCAGUAAAGUUGGAAGCCCAAGUUCUCGCAUAGAUCGAACAAAUUUUUCCAAUGAAAAGGAGAUUCCCAAGCUUGACUUCUCUGGAUUUAGCACUAGAUACUAGCAGAAGAAAACAUCACCAGUCACAAAACUAUGACGUUUCUGCUGCAUGAUAUUUUCUGUGCCUCCAUAAAAUAUCGCAAGAGCAUUUGGAUGCUUCCUAUACUAAAGAUAAAAUAAAUGGUUCCUUUUCACAUGAAGUAAGAAUUCUUAGUUACCGUAUUUUGCACUAUGAAAGUCAAUAGAUAGUAUCUAAAAUGCCAAUAUCUAAUCCAUUGCAUCUUGAGAGAUCGAAAAAUUAUUAAAGUGUCAGUAACUAUUUGUGCACAAUGAGAUUUGUUAUAUAUAACCAUAUGGCACCUAAUCUUUACACUGUGAUUUAUGUUUUAGAUGCAAAAUAAUAAAUUUCAGUUCUACUGUUUGUAAUCUCACCAAAAAUACUUCACUAGAGAACUGGAACACUGGGAGAUCUAUUCUAACAGCUCUGUUCUGUAGAUCUUGUUAUUUGUGACAGUGAAGAUACAGUGGUAAUUUAAAAUAAAUGUAUGUUGUGUCAAAACUAAGAUUAUCUAACCAUCUCUGGUUUAAAAUUCUCUAUAAUAAUGCAGAUAAGUCUUGGAACAAGAUGAUGAAAUGUGUAUGGCCUCUAACUACAGCUUACAUCCAUACUGACCAUAAAGUAUCUUGCUUUUUUGAUACUUACUAAAAUUGAAGAUUGUAGCUCUUUUCGUUAUGGAAAUGUAUUUACUCCUUAGUUAAGAGUGUAUGUUGGACUUUCACUCAACAUGAUGCACCCACGUACAUCACAUCAAGUACAUUAAAGGUCCUGAGAAACUUGUACUAUAUGCUUGCAAUAAAUACUGGGUAAGUCUUU
Cuculus canorus (common cuckoo) is the source of this 1197-nucleotide messenger RNA. It is a transcript of the gene ACYP2, whose product is annotated as acylphosphatase 2. The coding region runs from base 76 to 387 and encodes 103 amino acids. NCBI's taxonomy places the organism in Eukaryota, Metazoa, Chordata, Aves, Cuculiformes, Cuculidae. The transcript has 4 exons. The record is from RefSeq and is a predicted model, not a curated record. Gene Ontology annotation, molecular function: acylphosphatase activity.